Pelobates cultripes (western spadefoot toad) is the source of this 200-nucleotide messenger RNA. NCBI's taxonomy places the organism in Eukaryota, Metazoa, Chordata, Amphibia, Anura, Pelobatidae. The record is from the annotation of a GenBank genome assembly.
AUGGUGCCUAUUAAGGAGCCUUCCUCUGAGUACCCAGAAGAUAGUGCAAUGGAUGAGCCUAAUGACCUUCUUCCAAGAAAGGACACAAAACGCAUAUGUGAAGAACUACAGGUACUUACCACACAUAUGGGUGAGACUAUCCAGGGUCCUCCCUUGGGGGCCUAUAACAAAAGAACAUCCAAGGUAUACCCACCCCUGAU